This is a messenger RNA of Microstroma glucosiphilum, 4008 nucleotides long. RefSeq lists its product as hypothetical. The record is from RefSeq and is a predicted model, not a curated record. Gene Ontology annotation, cellular component: intracellular membrane-bounded organelle. Bases 104 to 3808 code for a protein of 1234 amino acids. The transcript has a single exon. Lineage: Eukaryota; Fungi; Basidiomycota; Exobasidiomycetes; Microstromatales; Microstromataceae. Gene Ontology annotation, molecular function: phosphatidylinositol binding.
GGGCUGCACACCUUCCUUCCUCCGAUACCAUACAACGAUACUGUUCAAAGCACUGCCCACGCCCCGCAAUGCUCGGGUCGCUGCCUAUACAUCUAUUCCUGCCAUGUCGGAUGUGACUGGAGUCGCCUUCCUCGCAAGCUUUCCCGCAUGGGCUGUCCUCCUUUUGCUCGCCUUCGCACCUUCCAUUGUGCGAUACGCAUUGGCGGUGGGCCUCAUCCCCCUCGUCAGCGGCGUCACCACCUGGAUACUCAGUGUCGCAAUCGUCGUAGCUGUUCUAGCACCGCUGUCGGUUCUGCGCCUAGAUGCCAUUCAUCGGAAGUUCACAGUCCAUCGUAGCAGGCCACCUGGCAAUCUCACGCUCGGAGAGCAGAAACCCACGAAGACAAGCUACACAGCUCCGCCGCCCAAGCUUCGGGGCCUCUCCGCCAUAGCGCAGCGGAAGCUCGUGCCACUUAUCGUCAGGGACUUUGUCAAGCGAUGGCACUCUCCGAUUGUGGGGGACCAGGCAGAACCAGAUGACUGGUUCGAGGGAGAAGUGCAAAUGCUCCUUGAGCGCGUCUUUGACAGACUGGGCAGCAGAGUAGAGACUCUCGACGCGGCUAAUAUCUACGGCAGAGUGGUAUCAGAGUUCACUUCUCACCUCGAGGCAAUCAGGCUUCAGGAAACAAAGCUACGGGGCUACGUAGAUUCGGAUGAUUACGAGAGCGACCUGUUCCUAGCAAGCAGAUACAACCACUUCAGGCGGCUCCACCCAGCUAUCAAUUCACUCUCCUCCGAUACAAGACCAACGGAACUUUCACACAUGCGCAGGAUUUCGAGCCGUAUCAUUGGAGACCUUCUACCGGCUGUUGAACUGUCUACCAAAGUACUACGCAUCACCCUCGGCGAAAUUUUUGCAUGCACUAUUCUUCUGCCUCUGGUAGAUCGUAUUAGCGAACCUGACUUCUGGAGUGAGCUGGUAGACCGAAGAGCUACCAUACUGCUCGAAGAAGAGCGGCUGAUAAGCAAUCUACGUACGGCGGUGGACCUGGAACAGACGAGAGCCUCUUCGGUUGCUUUUGGCAAAUCUCAGCAUGCAAAGAAGUCGCCGUCUGUAGCGUUCGAGCGCUACCUCGCGCAGAUCAAGCAGAUUGCUUCGCUCGUGGAAGCUCGAACCCUCAGGAACAACCUCAAGCUUCGCAUUGCUGCCAAAGCAGAGUCCGAUCAGAGGACGGAGAUGUUGCGACGAGCAAUAGCCGCCCUCGACGAGCGGAUACUCAUCCUCGGCAAUACCGAAAAUCAGUCCGCAAAGAGAAAUGGAUCGAAUGGCCCUACUAACGAUGUCAACUUCGCGCAGGUGCUCAAUGAUCCUAUCGCGACCUCAUACUUUUCCGAGUUCCUUGACAUCAGAGGAAGAGGCUACCUAAUACAGUACCACAUCUCUGUGGAUUCCUGGAAAGUCCCUCUGGAGCUGCCCGGAGUUGCGACAGCUAGCUCACUCUCGACCGAAGAUGCCGCUCGUUUUGCUUCGGCCCUUGACCGCCCUAUCUUUUCGUUCCUCUCACCGAGGUACUUGAAGACCUUGCGGUCGUUCCAACAUGAGUCGCAUUCGAUCCCGGAAGUAGAGGCACGACAGGCAAUCCUGGAGUCGCAUCAAGCAGUGCUUGAAGAGCUCUUCGAAGAAGACUGGCCAGCGUUUGGGACAUCCAAACAAUAUAGACUUGCCUGCGCCAUCAUAGCUGAGCAGCAGCAGCAUGUUAGCCAUGACAACGGCGCUAUGACGCCAUUUGAGACUUUAGCUCCUCAGCCUCGAUCGCCUUCGUUUAUUCGCACCUCUCGAGCAGCGUCAGGGACGUCCAUGGAGAAGAACCGCUCUGCGUCUCAAGGGGACAAGAUUCAACGUGGUGCGAACCACGCAGAUCUAUUUGGAUCCGACAGCGAUGACGAUCAAGCCGACAAAGUGGUGGCAGUGGAUCCCACAGGUGCCGCCGCUCGUGAUCAAUCCGCAGAUAUGCAUCUGCAACAAUUGUUGGGCGGUAAAAGCGGUAUGUUAUCCCACCUUGAUGGUCGGUCCCCCCUGUUCAGCGACCCUCUCUUCGACGACGAUCAGCAGGAUGUCCAGACUGUGGCUCUGUCAUCCGAAGGUACACGCUCGUCCGCUCGAGACGAACAGUACGUCCGCUCAGAGACAAUCGACGCACUUCAACAGACGAUCUCUGAUCUCGUCCACACCCCUGUAGCUGAGCGGGAAACGAGGUCAGACAUGAGCCUCAGUCAGAUGUCGGAGCCAAGUCGAGCGAUACAGGAGCUGCGAGCCGCUGGGGCCCCACGGCAGACGGCUACUUCGUCGCUGCAGCCUCCGAGGCCUGACCUGACGCCACGGCGCGCCUCUGCUCCUCAGAUUGCUGCUAGGACAGCUGCUACCACCAAUCGUGUGGCCUCUUUUGACGAGGACAGUCGCCAGAAAGCAGCCGCAACGGGGCAGAGCAUCACAGUCGACCUGGAAGGGGAAGAGGCUGAUCGAUUACGAAAGAAACAACAGAUGCUGACAUCGCAACUGGAUGUCCUGUCGAAGCUAGAGACUCAAUACGAGCUCAUGGGCGAGGCUCUGAAAGAGCAACAGCUGGUGGAAAAGAGCAUUGCAUCCGUCAGGCGCGAGCUGGAAGUAGUCAGCGCGCAUCUCAAGGACGUCGAGCGCUAUGCCCUAGAAGCCGCUCGCACCUCCGUAACGAUUCCCACAUCUACGGUCAAGACAGAUGCGGACGGAAAGACCUACAAUGUUUAUCACAUCCUCGUGUGUAUCAGGCCUAGGGGUGGCGAAGGGCAAGUGGCGACCUGGACAUGCCAUCGCCGAUACUCCGAGUUCGACCUACUUCACUCGGCCCUGCUGGCAGCAAAUCUCCCUCAGCACGCAGCCAUCGAUGCACUGUUUCCGGGCAAGAGACUCGUAGCCCUCAAUUUCACUCCAGGAUUUGUAGAGACUCGUCGAAACGGAUUGGAGAAAUAUCUGCAGAGAGUCGUAGCGUCUCCGGAAGCCUGUUCGCAGGGCGUUUUGAGACGUUUUCUCCGAGAAGGCCCCUUUGUCAUGCUACCAUCACACCAGAACAGCGCCACUGCUGCACUCUCCGGGUCCAAGCUCUCCUUUCCGGGUCAGGCUCUCGUUCGAGACUUGCUUCGCGGCGUCGACGACCUCUUUUUCGGUACCACUCCACUUGUGGAUGUCCUGUCCCACCAUCUAUCGGGCUCAGCAGCAGGAGCAGGAGCAGGUGCGGAGGCCACCAUUACGAAUGCAAUCCCCGGACUAUCGGUGACACAAGCUCAGGCAAAAGAGGCCGCAUCAGCAAGCAAGCCUGGGAAUGGCGUUAUCACGGGUCCGCUGGUGGACCUGCUUGUAGAGCUGCUGGACCUGCGACAAGAUGAAUGGAGAAGAACGGCAAUUGCCGUCGUAGUCCAACAGGUUCUGGGAGGUACUAUUGACCGUCAGGUGCGCACGCGCCUUCGACAGCUAACUUCGGAAGACUACCUAGUGGGCCUGCUGAACUCUUUACAAGAGAGCCUCUGGCCCGGCGGCGUCUUACGGGAGGCAGGUCCCAAAGUGACGAGAGCUCCAGCGGCGAGCGAGGCGCUGAAGCAGCGAGCGAGGUCGAAGAUUGACCUGCUGCUACCCCAGAUGGCCUCUCUAGUGGGGAGGGAGAAGGCCAGAAAGGGCGCACGGCGAUUGUUCAAUACCGUCACACAAAAUCGACGAUUGAAUCGACAUCUGAUCUAUACCUUCCUCGACAUCUUUGUCGAAGAACUUUUUCCCUCUCGAGACGCCAGCUCGAGAUAGCCGCUAGUUCGAGAUAGCCGCUAGUUCGAAAGAGGCCCCUGCUCCUGCUCCGUGCACUUUUGGGCACGCGGCGCUUUGUUCUCCUGAGCAAAGUGCAACGAGGCGCUUUGUCCUCUUCAUGUCUUUGUCGGUUGGACUGCGCGCCUUGUUUUCAUUGCCCAAUAUACCCGCCGUCUUAUCUUCGCUUUUCUUGAAUUUGU